CUGGAACCUUGUUCAUUUUUUGUUCAUUUGAAGCGAAGAGUUUGACUGAGUGGCGCAACUAACUUGUAGUUCGUUUUAGUUGUAGGGCACACCGACACGAACUGCCGUGUCUACUUCACUGCUGGCGGUCUCCUCAUGGGCCAUGAUGGCCACUUCGUCGCAAGGCCCGCUUUUUCCUCCAUCCUCCGGAUAUGCGCAAGGAGGGCUCACCACUCGAAGCAGUCCUGGACCUCUAUUGAAUUUAAGGGGAUACUCAGAAGAUCUAGAUUACUCAGAGGAUGUAGAUUAAUCAGAAGAUCUAGAUUAGUCAGAAGAGAUCCAGGGAAGUCGUAGGUCCAACCCGAACUUCCUCAUCGGCAGAAGAGGUGGAUGCAGAUUAGUGCUAGUCAGACGAUGCAGAUAAGUUGAGAAGCUGCGCAUGUGGUAGGCAGUCUACCUCUGAAGUAAUCUGUUCAUGUAAAUGUAGCUCCUAUGAUCCUUUGCAGUUUUUUUAUCAGCAUGAUCUCUAAUUUUUAGCUAUUUUUAUGCAUAGUAAUAGUUGUAGUUCAAGAAGUCCAUGAUCUUCACCACCAGGAUGAGACUGACAAUUUGAUAAAUAGAGUCCUUUUUGUUCUUACGUUCUAUAGAUCUAAGUACUUUUAAAUCUUGCUCCUGCAACAACAGAGCUAAAAAAGCUGCAGUGCAUGCCAGUUCCACCUCCUACCACAGACCUACCGACUGUCUUUUGCUUGUUUUUCCUUAGUUUUCCCCUGUUCUCUCACGGGGGCUCUCGUCGACCUCAGUGACCACCCCCAGUGAACAAGAAAGGUUGGGCCUUAAUCCGCAUGCUAAUGCUUCUUCUAGAUAAGCGCCCUGGCUAAUGGAACAGACUCUAGUAUUGGCUAUUGUGCGACAUCAAACUUGUUUUACCAAGAGGCCACAUUAGCAGUCCCGAAAGGCCACAUCAGCAGUGAGUUCUCUAGGACCCAUCUUCUAAUGAAAAGUGGAAAAAUAAUCGCAGCGAAAAUGGGAGCUCCCAACGAGGCCAAAAGUGAAAAAAACAACUCGACACCUGGGUAUUCUUUUUCUCAUUCUGAUUUACGACAAAUUAUUUGAUCAUGGAUUUAACAGAAACAGAAAGAGCGGAACUUCUUUUUGUUUUUCUUAAUAUGCAUCACUUGAUCUGUGCAUAUCAUCUACAACUUACUAUGGUCUUUUGAUUGUCUAAUGAAUGUUGACAGGGUUGUUACUACUAGAAUCAUUAUCUUUUUCAUUGAUCAACUUUUCGCGUUCGUGGUCAUCUUUCACCAGCGCCGCAAUGACACGGGGACGAGGUGAGGACCGAGAAGCGCUAAUCUCAAAAGUUGCAGGCGAUUUGAAUGACCUUUUAUUACGGCUUGCGCGAGAACAGUUUUAGUAGAAAUUCUAGUAGAACUUCAACGUACUAAUAAUGAUAUGGCACCUUAGUUUCUACGUAUCUAUAACAUCAACAGUGUGCCCUUGACGAUCCCGUGAAUAUGAGCUCUAUGACGUUAGCGUACACAAACGACUAUGUUGAGCUUAGGAGUAGACUCGGGCAACGAGCGGUGAUUUUGACGAUGGUCGUAACUUUGGCCUUACAAGUAGACGCGGGUAACAAACGAUCUGUAUUUUUCUUGACUCGAAUAUACAUAGUUGUUGCUUCUAAAUCACUUUGUAUGAGCUUAGAAGAAGAAGUAAGUUAGUAAUUGUACCCUCUAAUUUGGACGAGGGUAAAUGCAGCUGGAAGCAACGUCGAGAACUCGACGAAGGAAUCGUCGCCAAGGACAGACUCUACGACCCUUCCCGCGAGCAAAGGGCCUUUUUAUAUUAUGCACGGUUGACGUUGUUGAGGGAGAUGGGGGAGAGAAAUAUUUCUUGAUAUUGAAGACAAUAUUGUUUUUUGAAUCUACUUUAGCAAGUGCAAGUCAAAGAGCUUCUACUUGAGCAAGUCAAACUUGGGAAAGUUGUGUUAGCUUACUUUACUCAGAGGUGUGAGAGUUCUUGUGUCCUCAGCAGUCCUCUAUAAUGAGAACAUUUCCAUAAGCAGACGCAAACUUCUUCUUCUUCUUGUUCUGCCAUUUCUUCUACCUCAUCCGAUGACACAUCGCACAUCCGAUGACACAUCGAUGCUCUAAUACAACUAGCCGAACGGCAAAUGGAGCGUCGGACUCGACGACUGGCACAUCUUCACUGCCAGCACCGACACCGCAGAUUUCCGGUUCUCACCAGAUUGGUGGAAGCGCUGCCUCAAACUACUACGAGCAUCAAAAGGCGCCGACCACCUUCUCCCAUGCUUAUGAAGAUAUUCAUAUCCAACAUUUGAUGAUGGCGCUGUGGAAGAUGUCGCUCCUGUGAGACAGAUGAGAGAUAUAGCAGAAGAUGUCUACGCGCUUGCGAAGAACAAUUGUACUAUAUUUUUAUAAUAUCCACUCGUACUUCAACUUCUAGAACGGCGUCCUACUAUAAUAUCUUUCUACAACUCGUACUCGACGUCCUGAUGUAGUAGCUUGAAACUGAUGGUAUCUUCCUACUCGUACUCGACGUCCUGUAGCUUGAAACUGAUGGAAUUCUUCACCAGCCUCAUGGCCUGCUUGGCCGUACUAUCCUUUUUCAUUGUCCAAGCAGAGCAGUCCGAAGGCCCAAAAGCUUGGUUUUUAGGGACGAUCGAAGCAGCGUGGACAGCCGACAGGUGGUCAACCGUCUCUUACUCUCUUCGUUAGAAGCUGCGAAUCAACAAGGCGGAAAUAUCAUUAUGAACCUCCGGAAGUAGAUUUCUUAGUCUUAUUGCAGGUCUUGUCUUAGAAGUACGCGGUUGAUGGACUGUACACGAUGGAAGACAACUACACUGUGUAUAGCGUUAGCACGGUGGAAGUAGACACUGAGGACGAUUUAGAGAAUAUCCCCCUCGACUUCCUUGCUGGGGUAAAGAAGGGAGUCGUGUCUGAUGAUCCCCAACUUACUCUAUUGAUUUAUUUGUGAUUUCGUAUAAAUCUAGAGAUCCUCAUCUUGCACUAGUGCACUGGCGCCGUCUCGGGUAUAUGCCGGGCCGGCGCAUCGUCCGUGAAGUGUAAGACUUCUCUGCGGUGCGCUGGCCGUUUGGCCGAAGACUUUGAGAUUGAAAAUCGGAACCCCUAGUGUUUAGUCCACUCUGAUGAUCGCCAACACCAUCAAAUGACCUCAACACCGCAUUAGUUAGAAGAGUGGAGCAUGAUGUUUAUUCCACUCUAAUCCCCAACUCAUGUUUAUUAUUCCACCACAAACUCUAAUCCCCAACGCAAAUGUGGUUGGUUUCCACCGCUUACUCGCGAAUUGUUUCCCGAAGGGACUCAGGUAAACAACAGCAGCACGGCUUCAUCCGGCCUUGACCAUGGAAGCAACUACAACACAAACGCUGGCGAAAAUGCUCUCAAUUUUAGUUCGAAUUUCGAGUCGGCGAACCUCCUACAAGUUUUUCAUAUCACGCAACCGGGAGACAACUUACAUUUAAGUCAUACACAUACUCCAUACAUUAAAUAAGUAACACAUACAUCUGAGUAGUGUCAUAUUACAAGGCUAGGACCACAACAUACCUCAUUUAUAUUAUGGUAAUCUACCACUACCUGUAGGUGUCUGUUGUAUAGUUUUGUAAUCUUUUGCACUGUUCUCGCAGCUUCAGAGCUCAUUUGUAAAAAUGCCAUUUCUCGCAGCUCGCACCAGUUUCCUCUUUGGGAUUCUGAAGAAAUCAUGGAGGGAAGACGUGAAACGCUUUGCGCUCUAAUCCAUGACGUAGCUGGAGGAGGACCAGGAGGACUCGGGGCACCAGGUGCAGCAGGAGACCACUUUGGUGCGAGUGGAGGAGGUCCAAAAGAAGGGACUAAUCCGAAUCUUCCAGGAACAAGUGUUAUGUUGGAAGUUCAGGGACUUGGCAACUGUUUAGAGUUAUUUCAGUAUUCAAUAUUUUCCUCUGCAGGUGGGUUAGUUAGUCAUCUCUGAUUAAUCUCAGUCUAGUCACUCCGCAUUAUUUCACUACUCAAGUGCCACUGCGGAGACAAGUAGUGUGGGUGUUGUUAUUUUUUAGAAGAAAUUUUAGGUUAUUUUCUCUUUGACAUUGACUCUGACUCAAUACGAAUACCUCAAUCUCCUCCUGCGAUGCUUUUUUUAGUUCGUCCAAGCUUUAACGAGGGAAAUACUCGUACUCUUACUAGUUAGAAGAGCAUGUUCUAUGCAGCCUUUCUCGUCAUUUCUAAAGAUUCCCCAAGUCCACCGACGACUCAGCACGAGUAUGAGCUGUGGAUGCGACCGGAUAGUCAAGUUCCUAGCGAACGUUAAGGCUAGAGUAUGCUAGAGUAUAACUAUCAUCUGGUUGGUUCCUGAUUGGCGGUCCCCUUGUUUUUCUAUUAAGGAAGUAGUCCCCUUGUCGCGCAUAUGAGUCAAGCCGUUCACUUUCUUGAAUCUAAGCACUCAGCAUACCCCUUGAUAUAAAAAAACGCUCACGUGCCAUGUCUCCUGGUGUACAACUAACAUUCCAUAAGUACUCACAACACCGCAACCAUAAUGUAUGACGACCAUAAGAACUGUGGUUGCUCUUUCUCUAUCUAUUCCGACUAGGUUCCGUGGCUCCCCAUAGGAGGUACUACGUAACUGACUGGCCUCAUACAUAGACUUGCAUUUUUGCUUUAAAAGAGGCACCAGCAUGACAUGACAUCCCAUUCUUCUAUUUUCUAAGAUCGGGCUACGUGUCAGUGGUUCCUCUUCGCCUGCUUCAGACCUCAUUGUCAGCAGAGAUUGAGGGUUCGAAUGCGAAUCAUGAAUUUCCGAAAGCCGAAAAGCUGCUACCAAAUAGGCAUGCAGCCUUAUUUACGGCACUUGCUUUGCUCUUAGUAGAGCUGUGAAGAUAGACAUGGUAGUACUACUUCACUGGACCUCCUGGUCAUGAGUACACAGAAGUAACGCCACAAGAGGUGCCAUUACAUGACAUAGAAAUACAGUAGAAGUCUUAUGUAACACUAAGAAGGCGGAUUUCUUGCUCAAGACAGAUUCAAUUGAUCCAGCGUCUCAAGCGGAAGUAACUGUAUAACACUCAAUCUUGGCAACCCAUAUGAUGAUCUGAGUGGUAAAACACAUGCUUUUUCUUGGCAUGAAGAUCCAGUUUCUGGAUAAAGACAGGAAAGAAAGCAAUACUUCCAUUCUUUGUGGAAACGUUCUUGAUGGUCGAAAAAGAGAGAUGAGUCUAGUUCAAGUAGUCUCGAGAGGAAGGAAGAGAUGAGAAAACGAACAUCAAAAAGCUCUAUCUCUAACUUCGGUUUACCGAAUCAAAAGGGGGAAGGACACGGUAGACACCGUGUGGACAGGAUCCGCUUGCAAGAACGUGGAGUAUAUGCCUGGCGACACUGGGGAAGGUGUAGGAGGGGGUGAUGGGAGGCGAGGAGGCCUGUUGCCUGGUGCGGAAGUUAAACCACCAUACAUCAAUGCGACGACAGAUAUGAACUACAUUUCUUGUGAGAUGAAGGUAAAAAAUGGUGUACAAAUUUAUUAACUCUGCUGGGACUUGUUUUCGUUACAGGAGAUGCAACGAUAAUGGUAUAAAGAUGAAAAAGUUGUCUGUAGAAAUACUUCACUCAUUCAGGCGAUAGAAAAUUCUCAAUCUCUAAAACAUCUAAAGCUAAAAACUCGCUUAGAAUCGAUUAUCCUGUAGAAAUACUUCACUCAUUUAGGCGAUAGAAAAUUCUCCGUCUCUAAAACAUCUGGGCUACUCGCUUAGAAUCGAUUAUCCAUUGAUUCCAUCUCUAAUAGACGCACUUUUUCUGGCGACACCUUUCCUGCAUUGCCGAAAGCGGACAAUUACAUCCUCUCCUUCGAUUUCGAAUUCGAGCCGGAUGAAGAGUGCGUCUAUUUCGCGGCUUAUCCACCCUACACUUACACGAUGCUGCUUCGCUUCUUGAGGGAGGUACUUUUUGUCAUGAAGCGAAGUACAUACUGUCACUGUGUAAGUGAUGAUGCUGCUUCGCUUCGUUCUUGAUAUCAUUUCAGUACAUACUGGCACUGCUUCGCUUCGUUCACUGUCACUGUGUAAGUGAUGAUGCUGCUUCGUUUUUUUUUUGUUCUUAUCUUCUUAUUUUAUACCUUUGCAGAACAGGGGAACUGGAUCAGUACUUUUUAUCAUUUCAGUACAUACUGUUACUGUGUAUGAACAUGAAGACGAGAUCAUACUUUAAGUACGUAGAACAGAAAGAUGAAGAUGAGAACCAUAGUUCUUUUCUUACAACGUACAACAGAUCGAUCAACUAAAGAGUCCGAACAUUGCGAAGAAGGAGAUUGGGAGAACGCUGGCAAAUAUUCCAAUUAUGGAGACUGUUGUUGUUCUAGCACACUUUAUCUUUACUACUCCUACGGGAGACUCCUGGGUCUGUACCUAUCCACUACAUUUUCCUCGUCUAUGCACAGCUAUACACUACUAUGUAGUGGUCUGUAUCCACUACAUCAUUCUCUAUCCUUUACCUACAUUCCUUCCUUUUUAUCUAGUUAGUUUGGCUCCACCCAUAUUAUUAGUGGUGGAUGUCCUCUACCUCUUCCUAUCCUCCAAGUUAACGCGCUUAGUCAUUGAUAACAACUCUCCUGGGUCUGUACAUAUCCACUACAUUUUCCUCGUCUAACGCAACGCCUCUGCUGAUAGUAACGAGUCCGAAAGUGCAUGGCAUCUCGAAGAAGGAUGUGGUUGUGAUCGCACGGCAGCAUCCUGGCGAAGCAGUCGGUUCGUGGGCAUGUCAAGGAUUUGUGAAAUUAAGACUUCUACUACUAGAGCUGUACUAGCAGUAGAAUUAGAAAGAUAGAAGAAGAAGACGAAGGGCUUUUUAAUACAAUCUAGCAGGAGAACCAGAACCAGAACCCCUUCUACUUCUCAAAAGCUUUUGCUUUACGACCUCUCCCUUUGUAUUUUUCACCUUUUUUUUCAUCCUUAAAAACUGAGGAAGCUCCCUUCAAUUCUGCAAAUUUCUUUUUUUUCAUCCUUAAAAACUGAGGAAGCUCCCUUCAAUUCUGCAAAUUUCUUUUUUUUCAUCCUUAAAAACUGAGGAAGCUCCCUUCAAUUCUGCAAAUUUCUUUUUUUUCAUCCUUAAAAACUGAGGAAGCUCCCUUCAAUUCUGCAAAUUUCUUUUUUUUCAUCCUUAAAAACUGAGGAAGCUCCCUUCAACUCUGCUCAUGAUCUAAGCUUUUUCCUGAUUGGCAACAGUAGUUUGGCGAAUUUGUUGCGGACGACGCAUGUCUUCCACAUUGUGCCUAUGGUCAACGUGGACGGCGUCGUUUACGGUAACAACCGCUGCACCCUUCUUGGUGUAGAUCCGAACCGAUGCUGGGUAGAACCAAACGCGGUGUUGCACCCCUUAGUAUCGAAGAUUAAAGCGUACGUGGCCUCGUUAAACAGCCCAGUCGCAACAUCAGGGACUGCGUCGUUAUGGCGAGACCGAAAAUGCUAAUUUAGUAAUUUAAGUACUUCUACUUGUUUGUAAAUUGUAAUUUUUGUACUUGAUUUAGUAAUUUCAGUACUUCUACUUGUUUGUAAAUUGUAAUUUUUGUACUUGUUCUUGUAGCCUCGAAGUACAACGACCUCGUCUUCUUAGUAAAAAAACUUCUUUCUUUUGCUAAGUAGAAGAAGUGCUUCUUUCUUCUAGUCCUUCAUGUCUUGGAGGUGGAGGAGCUGGGACAUCUGGCGCAUCUGGAGCACCAGUUUUCGGCAUUCAAAAUCUGCAGAGUAUGCAGACUGAGUUGACGCAAAAUUUAAGCCAAAGACCAGGAACGGACUGGGUACCUACAGAACAGACAGGAACUUAUGGUGAAGAACACUUCUACUGCCACAGUAGACAAAUGAUGAAUAUUUAAUCACACUGCGUUGGAAGAUAGUAGAUUUGAAGGCUUUCCAUGUUGUCGAAGAUUUUUGAUUCAUUCCUGUGGGGCCGGUUCAGCGGUGGGAAUACAGGCGGGAGGGAUUUUUUCCGACCGCGAUCUCGAUCUACUCAAGAGCGGAAAAACAGGUAAAUCGAGUGGAGAAGUACAGCCAGUAUUUGCAUUUACUAGUUAGGUAUGAGUAUCUUCUUCAUGUUCUUCUUGUUCUUGACAUCUUCAUCAAUUAAAUGAAAAAUGUUGUUCUUGUUCGUCUUGUUCAUCUUGACAUCAAUAUGUUGUUCACAGGUAGCGCGAGUCAACAAUCUUCCAGUGUAGCAGGGCAGUCUAGGCCUUCGACCGAGUGCGGCACCAGGGGUCGGAGCGUGGUCCUCUUUCUGGACAUCCAUGGGCAUUCCGCCAGGACCCAUGCUUUUUUGUUAAGGACUAAAAGUGCAACUAGAAGUGGUCUAUUGCUAAAACUUUGCGUUCUCUGUUUCCUGUAGAGCCGAGCCCUCUACUACGCAUCUAGCUGCUCGUAGAACUAGAGUACUUACCUGAAAAACGUCUAAAAAAAAAUAUCUAACCCCCUUCUAAUGAGCUACGGCUGUUUACCAUCGAAUUUGCGGGUAACGCAUCAGUCAAGUUCAGCGCAGUUGCCACACGGUCUGUUGCAGCAAGCUUUUCUGGAGGAGGAUGAGGAGGAUUACCGUGAAGACGCGACCGUCACCUCGACGAACAGCAAGGUACGUAUGUAGUUCCAAUAUGAAUAUUAUUGAAUAACGGCUUAUUUUCUCUACGACUAAUCUCAUGUAAGCUUCUUUGUAUGCUUCUCCUCUCCCCUCUGGCACUCAUCUCACACUCACGCUUAACACGUUAUUGAAUAAUGGGUUCGAGUAUCAUUGAAAAAAAAACAAUUUUUCCAAUAAAAUAUUGAAUAGUAUUGAAAAUCUACUAACUAGUUCUGCUUCACUAACGACCAAGAAGUUGUAUUGCUGCAGGAGAGUGAUACAGCAUCAACGAUGGACUGAUACUCUCUCUACUGCCCUACUACCAAACUACGUCGAAGGCAUUCUAUCCACCCUCCCAAAAAAGGUAAUAGAAGGAACUGCUGAAGGACAGAAUGGUCGUGUAGCAGAUGGCGACCAAGGUGUGAGCAGCGGCGGCCCUUCAUCUCAGAUAAGCUCAAGUGCGAGUGCGACAUCUUCAGCCAUAACUGGUGCCGGAAACAACAAAUUAAGGACGAAUCGAGUGCGUACAACUAGUAGACGUGCUAAGUAUAUUCAUACUAUUAAUUUGAAACCGAGAAGGGUCAAGUUCAAGGAACUGCUCAACUACUAGUAGCGAAAGAACACAGCAUACGAAUAUUAGUACGAUAACCAACAGGCUAGAUUAGCGAUAACAAUCCAACAACAAGCUAGCUUAGUGGGUAGAAAUCGCCAAGGAAAUCGUAGGCAGGUUGCCGAGUAGAUUCACACCAUCAGCAUAGACGCAACUUCUCUUACUAGAUGAGUCUAGUACUAGUACGAUAAACACUACUUCUACAUCAAGUAGAUUGUUUAGGAAGAUUGCAGGCUCGUCCUCUAAUGAAUUCUUCGUUGCCAGCGAAAUUGCUUAGAUUGUGCGCCCAACACGCGGUGUUCCCGAAGCUUACAUCCUUAGCUUCGAGUGAUUUCGCUAUGACGCACUGCAAUUGGCAAGUCUCGAGAGCGCAUAAACGGGCAGCGAGAUACGUCAUGUACAAACAGUUGGAUAUUUUUCAUUCUUAAGGCUCAUGUGCAAACAGUUGGAUAUUUUUUAUUCUACUUAAAUUAAGGUUUCCGAUGGCUAGGAGCACUAGGUCUUUAUCUUCAGAAGUUGUAUACUUAAGUUAUUGCUAGAGGAGAAGCAGCAUUAUAUAAGCUGUUAAUAGAUGAUGAAGAGACCAAGCGCAAGCAGCACAAGUUAGUACAAGUUGUUACUAUAGGAGCAGUCUUGGAAUUGUAUCCUUCAACUUCACGACCCGUCUUUAGAUACUUACAGUUUUUCACCAUGAUCUGAAUCCCUCUCAAGAUGUAAGUAACUUUCCUUCAGCAUCAUCUAACUUUCCUUCACCGUGGAGAUCAGCUUGUUCGGCAUCUGCUCACACGGAAGCCGUAAGCCAGAAGGCCAACGCAGCAUUCAGCUCUUCACGCCGAGGCGGGCAGAAUGUUAUGCACUCGUCAACGCCUAGAAGACCAAGACAGUUGUUAUAUAAAUUUAUAUCGACCAAGAUUGCAGCAUGCAUACCUUUUCUAAGGUAAAAACCAAAAGGAGUCAAACCAUGGAGUGAGAGUUCAAAAAUACAACUCAAACUCUGCUUUAUAUUCGCCCCGAAUUACCUGCGUGCUCGUCUCUAAACGAUAAGUAACUUACUAGAUAGUCUGCUGGUCUCCUUGUUAAACGCCACCUAGUCCAUUCAUCAUAUUGAUAGCGCGCUUUAGCACGCACUGGUGGGCCAUGAUUCAUCAUCGAGAUGCUAGAUGCUAGGCACUUUUCGUUUUCUUCUUGACUAGCAUUAUAGCCUACCAUUAUAGGGGGAAUCCUGUUACCUACAAACAAGUACUGAUGUUCUACUGGACGAAGGGACGGCAUUAUCAGAGACGUACACCUCCUACAAAUCAAGAACAUCAAGUUGAUUUUCUAAGUUCUGAUCGGAGUUGCCUUGGGACGAUCUUUGGUGCCUCAACUGUCAGGCAAUAGCGGCAUGGAGAUGGAGAUAGCGACGACUCCAAGUAGCUUACCCUUCCUCACGUUCGACAAGUUACAAGGCGAAAACUUGGUGGAAAAGGUAUCUUGUUCUCUAGUAGCUGGACUUAUUGUUGUAGGUACUAGAUAAUGUAGGUCUAUCAGUAAUAGGUGGACUUAUUGUUGUGGUCUUUGUCUUACUAGUAGGUGGACUUCUUCUGUAUUUGUUGUGGGUGUGGGAUGUUGUGCCAUUUUGCAACUUCUUUCAGGUAAUCCGGUCAUUCGAGCGGUCCAUCCAAGACAGCUUUCAUCGAGACAAUGGAAUCAGUUUGGUCGGACACAAGAACUCCAUUUACGGCUUCAAUUGUAGCUGUAGGGAAUUUUCGGAAUGUGUCACCAUGAUCUAGAUCGACGAACCAAUGUUCAUGUUCAUCUAUGAUAGUACAAGUUAGUAGUAGAUGAAGGGAGAGUAGUUCUAGUUCAUGAUCAUGGGACUCUAAAAUCUGGACUAGAGGGUAGAGAUUUCGAUAAGGAUGAUUCGGCACAUGAAGGUACUUCUACCAAUCCUCUUUCUCAUCAUCAUCAUUUACACCUGCAACUGGAGCUACAGGUACCGUAUGAAGAUGCAAAGGUUUGACAUGAUGGGCCAUGAAGUAGCAUGACAUGACAUGCCGUGUUCAGCAGCCGUUGAAGUCUGCCACAUCGGAUGGUAGGCCCCAACCUAACUUAACCUAACGUGUACUGUUCUAAUCUAUUGACGGACAUUCCGACAGCGAAAACUCUGACGACGACAAGAAGAAGAAGAAAGCGGACAAGGACACGCUGAAUGGGGAUGGACAGUUAAGGGCUUUUUUACUUAAUCGAAAAAAUAUAUUCUAAGUAUGUUGUAAAUAAUUUUGUUUUUCUUGACUGAGUUUCUUAUGUUGAAUCAUGAUCUUGAUCAUAUUAGCAGAUCGAUUACAUUACCCUUACCGUUAGAUAAAUAAAUAUAUUUGAAUCUGAAGAAUCAUAAUCUUAAUCGUUACCAUGAUGAGUUAUCAUGAACGUGAUCAUGUGACCAGCACCGCGCAGCAGCUCUAAGACCAAGCAGACUAGAAGACGGGGCACGCAAGAAGAGAGCGGCUAGCUCGACAGCGUCUAGUUCGACCACUGCGAAAAAGAAGACUCUGCAACCUCGUCCAGGCCGUAGGAAGAAAACCGUAGGGACCACGUCGACCUCAAACAAGUAGAAUAAGUAGAAGACUGCUAAGUAAAGAAGACAGUCUUAGACUGCUAAUAGCAGGGAGUAUUCAAUUCCGAUUCUUGAUGGGCGGGUCGAAUUUCAAAUGCAAAUGUCUUCUAGGAAACUAUAGCAGGGGGACAAAAGUAGGAUGUAGUUGGUGGAAAGUGUUAGAAGGAACGAGCUUUAGGAGGGGAAGGGGAAGUAGGGGCACUAAGCAAAGUUGUAUCAAUCUAGGAGUUGACCUAGUGAGGAAGGAGAGAGAGUGACAAGAUUUUUAUGUGAGUUUCAAGAUUCAUUUCACCUAUUUUUUCAGAAGUACCUACGGAGUUUCAAGAUUCAUUUUACUUUUUUUUAGCGGACGAUGCUUGCAGUUGCAACCACAUUUAAUACGAAAUAUCUAGUAAAUCAAGUGAAAUAUUAUGAUACCUAGCUAUGCAUUCGAAUUUACCAACUACAUCAGUGACAUCUAGAUCUACACGAAACUGUAAAGAGAACAUCAAGUGGUGAAGAGAACAAUGUGUAACGUCGACACAGCAAUUAUGAUUUGGAAAAAUGAAGACACUUAUGAACAACGUGGACCAGGUGAUAAUCAAAGAUUUUUCAGCGGAUUGAUAGUGCUGUAGGAGUACGUACCAGAACCAGAGCAUUGUUCAGAGUCAACGUCAAGAUCUACGUGAUCUAGAGUUGGUUAUGAUAUUUUUGGAUUGGUUAUUGAUAUUGAUGUCGCUGUGCACGACGUGCUGGACAGUUGUUGUGUUCGACUUAUUGUGUAAAAAAUAGCAACUACGACUUAGGAGUCAACAAAUUACGAGCGGUCAGAUCUUCAGAGGCACUUCUCUCAUUCUCGCAUUUUCAAAACAACUCAUUUUUGUUUGGUAUGGUAUUGGCAGCAGUACUAGUAGGAGUACUAGCUCUUAGAGUUAGAUAGUUUUUUCAUUGGUUGGUAGUUAGAUGGUCCUGUAUUGCGAGGUGUG
This is a messenger RNA of Amoebophrya sp. A25, 12756 nucleotides long. The record is from the annotation of a GenBank genome assembly. Lineage: Eukaryota; Dinophyceae; Syndiniales; Amoebophryaceae.